AUUAUUUCAGAAUGUCGUUAAAAUUUUUUUAUGAAUUAUUUUCAAAGUUAGAAAAGGGGCUAAACGUAGUAAAUAGUAACAUUCGCAUACCUACUUCUUCGACAGAAAGGCUGUGCAUAACAUUAAGACGAAAUAAUGAAGUAUCUAGUGAAGAAAAUGAAUCUAGUGAAAGUCAAUCUGAUUUUGACGAUAUUGAGAGAAGCGGCCAACCGUCCACCAGCUACACCGGCGCCCCCAAUGCCCCUCUUGGCAACGAGACUGAACGUUUCAGUCUAAUACGACGAAAUAAUGAAGUAUCUAGUGAAGAAAAUGAAUCUAGUGAAAGUCAAUCUGAUGUUGACGAUAUUCUGAAAAGUGAACAAGCAUCAAUGAAGCGUUUUCUAAAUGCUAAAUUUGAUCAAUUUAAUGAAAUAAUUAAUCAAGCAUCAAAAAAAAUUAAAAAAUUGAAAAAAACAGUUCUAAAACAUAAACUCGCUAAUCAUGAAUUAACAAGAAAGAAUUUAGAUUACGAAAAUACUUUAAAAAUACAACAAGAUCAAAUAUCAAAAAUUGAAGAAACGAUCAAAAAAAAGGUUUAUAGCGUUCUAGAAAGUGAUUUGCAAUGUUCGAUUUGUAAUGAAUUAAUGGUUAAGGCGUGUACAAUUAAUUGCAGCCAUACAUUUUGUGAAAUUUGUUUAAAUACUUGGUUGAGAGAAAAUAAUGUGUGUCCUCUUUGUCGAACUUCAGUUCAAACCGAAACCCUAUGCCUAUCUAUGGAUAACUUCAUUACUAAUAUUUGUAAUGUUCUUGGGAAUGAAAUAAAAGAACAUCGGGAAAAUAUACAACAAGAAAGAUUGGCAGUUAAUGUCCGGCGAGCACCACAAAUGGCUCGGAGAGGUCGUAGAAGAAGAUAAGAUAUACGUCGAAAUAUAUAACCUGCACAUGUUCAAUGAGAAAUAUUGCAAAGAAUUCAUGAAGUAAAUUUAUUAUUAUUAAUAAAUUAGGUUGUGUAAUAGAUAAUAGUGAGGUUUGUUAUAAAUGUAAUCUUGGAUUUGCCGAACUGGAUUAUCCUAUCAAAUGUGAUGGCUGCAAAUUGUCUGUACAUAACAAGUGUUCUGGUUUAGUAUGAACUCCCCGAACUGAAAUUAAUUAUUAACCGUUUAAUUACUGAAGUAAACGAUCUUAAAACUCAAAAAGUCACUAUUUAUACAUCAGACAAUUCUGAAGAGUUCAUAAUCAACGAAAUAAGUGAGCGUAACAUGAGAGCGUCAAAUUUAAUUCUAUACAAUGUUCCAGAGUCCAAGUCAGAUAACAUAACUAAUAAAAUUGUGCAAGACUCUAAUUUGGUAUGUAAUGUUAUCAGUUCAAUAAGUAGUGGUGAAAAUAUUAUUAAACCUUUAAAAGUUAUCCGAUUGGGUAACCGUGACCAGAAUAAUACUCGCCCGAUAAAAGCUAUAUUUGCUUCACCAGCUGAAGCGUUUGAUAUCUUAAAAUCUAAGAAAACAUUGUUAUCAUUACAACCGCCUUCUAUUAUUCGAAUCAGUUCGGACCGCACGCUGCAUCAAAGGAAUUAUAUGAAAAAACUCCACUGUGAAUUGGAGACUCGUAAAAAUAAUGGCGAAUCUGAUCUAAUUAUUAAAUAUGUGAAAGGAACACCGAAAAUUGUUAUAAAAAAUAACCGUUCAGUAAAUCUCCGAAAUGAUAAUUUUUUAUAAUUAAUAUUUUUUUUCAAAAUGUUCGUGGUCUAUUAACAAAGAUAAAUUUUUUACGAAAUGCCUUAUUAAAUGUGAAUUAUGAUAUAGUUUGUUUAAAUGAAACAUGGUUAAAUUAUAAUAUUUUUGAUGCGGAACUUGGUUUUAAUAAUUAUAAUUUAUAUAGAGAUGAUCGUAAUUUGUCGUACGGUAAACUGCGUGGUGGUGGUGUGUUAAUUGCAAUAAAUAAAAAAAUAUGUUGUGAAUUAUUAAAUGUUCCUCUUGUAACUGGAAUCGAACAAUUAUUUCUAAAAUUCACUGUAAAUAAAAUAAAAAUAGUUUUAGGUUGUGUGUAUAUUCCACCUGAUGCAACUAUUGAAAUGUAUUUUAAACAAUGUGAUGUUAUAGAGUCUAUAUAUUUUAACUAUCCUGAUUACCAUUUUAUUAUUACUGGUGAUUUUAAUUUAAAUAGCUACGAUUGGUCUAUCGAAUCAAGUAUUCAAGGUAAUGUCUUUGGAGAUAUACUAUAUAAUUAUUUUGUAAAUCUUUUAAAUUUAAAACAAUGUAAUUACAUUAAAAACUCUUUAGGUCGUACUCUUGAUUGUAUAUUUCUUAGUUCUGAUGUAGAACUUACUUCUAUUGUUCAUUCAUCUGAAUCCCUCGUUCCAAUAAUUGAUGAUUUUCAUCCUCCUUUAGAGUUAAAUAUAAAAUUUACUGAUCCCUUUUUACAAAAUUCUUAUGAGCUUCCACUAGUGUAUAAUUUCAAAAAUUGUGAUUUCAAUAAAAUUUCUCUUUUUCUAUCAAACAUCGAUUUUGAACUUGAUCUAGACAAUACUUUAACUUUUGAGGCUCAAAUAAAUAAAUUUUAUGAAAUAAUUUAUCAUACAUUCUCUUUAUUUAUACCCAAAACAAAAAUAUUUAAUAAUUUUUCACCUGUUUGGGCAAAUGCUGAGCUUAGAACACUCAUUAUUGAUAAGAAAUGUGCUCAUAAAAAAUUUAAACUUAGUCAUUCUCGUUAAGAUUAUCUUAUUUUCUCUAAUCUCCGCAAGAAAUGCAAAAAAUUAUAAUCUCUCUCCCAUACACAAUUUAUCACAAAUUUAGAAAACGGAAUCCAAACAAAUAUUAAACCUUUUUGGAAAUAUAUGAACUCACUGAAAAAAACUAAUAAUGUAGUACCAGAUUGCGUUAAAUAUCAAAACCACUCAUCUUCAAACAUCUAUGAAACAGCUUAAUUAAUUGCUAACUACUUUUCCAGUGUUUAUGAUACUGACUCAAGAAUCUUUAAUGAAGAGUCCCAAGAAAAUUUAUAUACGUCUUUAAUGAAUAAUAUAAAUGUUAAUUUAAGCUCCAUGUCUAUUGAUCAAAAUGAAAUUCAAGAGUUAUUAAAUAAUUUAGAUAUGAAUACGAGUACGGAACCUGAUGGUGUACCAUCAAUAUUUCUAAAAUUGUUUAGUUUUGUAUUAAUUAAGCCACUUCAUCUAAUUUUUAAUAGAUCUUUAAAUUUAGGUUAUUUUCCCAAUAUAUGGCAAAAAUCGUUUAUCACACCAGUACACAAAUAAGGAGAUAUGCAUAAUGUUUCAAAUUAUAGACCAAUUUCUAAAUUAUCACAUAUACCUAAAAUAUUUGAAGCGAUUAUAACAAAUAAAUUAACUAAACUAAUGUCGCCAUAAAUCUGUAAAAAUCAACAUGGAUUUAGAUCUAAAAUGUCAAUCUUAACCACAUUUUUCAGUCAAAGAUACUUGAUUCUCUUAAUGAUUAUGUCCAAUUAGACUCAAUAUACACCGAUUUCCAGAAAGCUUUUGUUAAAGUAAAUCAUAGCCUACUUUUAAAUAAAUUAGUUUCUUUCGGAAUCCACGGUAGUUUUUUGGGUUGGAUAAAAUCCUAUAUUAGUUCACGUACUCAAGCAGUAAAAUUAUCUUGUCAUGUUUCAAAUAAUUUUUUAGUUAAUUCUGGAUUGCCUCACAUCUGGGCCCUCUCCUAUUUAUAUUAUUUAUAAAUGAUCUCCCUGCAAUAUUUGAUAGCUCAGUUGAAGUUAUUUUAUUUGCUGAUGAUGCUAAGAUUUUCUCAAAAUUUAGAUCUCUAGACGAUACAUUAAAAUUACAAUCGAACUUUGAUAAUUUUAUAAAUUGGAGCCAUCAAAAUCGCCUACCUUUAAAUAUAAGUAAAUGUAAUGUUAUUUCUUUUUCUAAAAUAGAUAUAGAAAUCAAGUGUAAUUAUAAAAUAGAUAACUGCAUUAUAACGCGUGUCAAUUCUGUUAGAGACCUAGGAAUUGUUAUUGAAAGUAAAAUGUCUUUUUCAAUUCAUAUUAAUACCAUUAUUAAAAAAACCUUUAAAAUGUUAGGGUUUUUAAAUAGAAAUACGAAUAAUUUAAAGAACUUUAAUACAUUCAAAACAUUAUUCUUUUCUCUAGUCAGACCUCACCUUGAGUUUGGUUCUAUAGUCUGGUCUCCAAGU
Molecule: messenger RNA, 4124 nt
Organism: Daktulosphaira vitifoliae (grape phylloxera)
Lineage: Eukaryota; Metazoa; Arthropoda; Insecta; Hemiptera; Phylloxeridae
Product: E3 ubiquitin-protein ligase rnf8-A-like
Exons: 10
Coding region: 12-893 (293 amino acids)
Source: RefSeq, a predicted model, not a curated record